Molecule: messenger RNA, 2086 nt
Organism: Actinia tenebrosa (Australian red waratah sea anemone)
Lineage: Eukaryota; Metazoa; Cnidaria; Anthozoa; Actiniaria; Actiniidae
Product: pleiotropic regulator 1
Biological process (GO): mRNA splicing, via spliceosome
Cellular component (GO): precatalytic spliceosome; Prp19 complex; catalytic step 2 spliceosome
Molecular function (GO): protein binding
Source: RefSeq, a predicted model, not a curated record
CAAGAUUCCAAUAUGGCGACUGGAGCAAACGAGGAUAUUGUAAAGCAUUCCGUUCAUACGCUUGUUUUUCGCUCGUUAAAGCGAACCCAUGACUUCUUUCUUAAUGACCACGCGUUGCCAGUCGACAAGCAUGAAGAAUGUGAGAAAGCAAAGAUUGCCUGCAAAGUUCGUGACGAAUAUGAAGCUGUAAAAAACAUGGUUCAAGCCAAAGACACAACAGAACAUCUAAAACCACAUCCAGAAAAGAAAUCAACUGAUUUGGUAACUGCAUUACACAAAAUCCCCCCAUCAAGUCAGGGAGAUGAAAAAAUAUCCAGGGCUUUAGUGUCUGUGGGUGGCGGGACUAAACAGCAGCCAUCAACAGCAAUAAUGCAGCAACGCAAGGCUUCAUCGUUACCAAAACCACAGUGGCACCCACCAUGGAAGCUGAUGAGGGUCAUUAGUGGUCAUACAGGAUGGGUGAGGUCUGUCUCUGUUGAGCCUGGUAAUCAAUGGUUUGCUACAGGAUCUGCAGAUAGAACUAUAAAAAUUUGGGAACUUGGUAGUGGAAAGUUAAAGCUAUCACUAACAGGACACAUAAGUACAGUGCGUGGUUUAGUUGUCAGUCCUAGACACCCCUAUUUAUUCUCUUGUGGUGAAGACAAGCAAGUAAAAUGCUGGGAUUUAGAAUAUAAUAAGGUUAUUCGUCAUUACCAUGGCCACUUGAGUGCAGUCCAUGCUCUUGAUUUGCACCCUACAAUAGAUGUUCUUGUUUCUUGUGGAAGAGAUGCAACAGCAAGGGUUUGGGACAUUAGAACCAAAGCAUGUAUCCAUACAUUAUCAGGACAUACCAAUACUGUGGCCACGGUUAAGACACAGAGUGUUGAACCACAGAUUAUCACUGGAAGUCAUGACUGCACUAUCAAGCUGUGGGAUUUAGCAGCAGGAAAGACAAAAGUAACAUUAACAAAUCAUAAAAAGAGUGUUAGGGCUGUUGUUCUCAAUCCAAACUCGUUCACAUUUGCAAGUGCGUCACCUGACAAUAUAAAAAUAUGGCAAUUUCCAGAUGGUAAUUUCUUACAGAAUCUUCAAGGACACAAUGCUAUUAUCAACUGUUUGGCAGUCAACUCUGACAAUGUUUUGGUCUCAGGAGGUGAUAAUGGCACAAUGCACUUCUGGGACUGGAAAACUGGAUAUAAUUUCCAGAGAGUGCAGGGAACUGCACAACCUGGAUCUCUAGACAGCGAGGCAGGCAUCUAUGAUAUGAUAUUCGACCAGAGUGGUAGCAGACUCAUUACUUGUGAAGYCGACAAGACUAUUAAGAUUUACAAGGAAGAUGACAGUGCUAGUGAAGAAACACAUCCUAUCAACUGGAAGCCUGAAAUAUUGAAGCGAAAACGAUAUUAACAUAUUCAUUUUACAAGGAUAUAUUACUAUUGAUGCUUUGCUGAUGAAUUUCAAUUACAUGUUUUUAACAAACAUGUAUAAAUACUAGCAGACAUUGUAAUAUAAAACCAUGAAAACUGUUGUACAGUUUUAUGCAGAACUAGGGAGAUUUAUUGUACUUGAUAUAAUUAUUACUGAACUUUAAAAAGCCUAGAUUACCAUGUCUUCUAGUUUUAAGUAUUUGUCAUGGUGACUCCUUGGAAGUUUUAUGGAAUAAUUCAAGUGUGAAGAAGAUUACUUCUGUACUACAAGAAGUGGGCUGAAAAAAAGAGUGUAACCAGCUAUUUUUAAUCAACUUUGAGCUGUUUGAAUAUGGGAUGAAAUAUUUCUUAAAGCUUUUAGUUUAGAAAACGUUUUUUUCAUAUCUGACUAUCCAUUACUCAAGGGAGGAACAUGGUCUGAUAUGGAAAAAUAUUAAGCUUAUAUCUUAUGGGCCUUUUUCACGUGACAGCCAUAUUGGUUGGAACAAUAGAUUCUACCACGCUAGCCUCACAUACAAGGGUGUGAAAAUAAAUUAAUGUAGGUUAAACAAAGGUUUUUAUUCUCAUGAGAAUAAACAUGGCCGCGGUGUGAUAAGGCCCAUUGACCCCAUUUGUAUAAAUUAGUUUUAUAAAUACAUUAUAAAGUAUUAUCAAGUAAAUAAAAAAAUCUUUUUAAUAGU